CUUUGUUUAAACUAUUGCAGGAAACAUGAACUUCAUUAUGCAAAGCUUAAUGGAGAGGCUAAGACCCCUUGUUGGUUUGAAAGGUUGGGAUUAUUGUGUUAUGUGGAAAUUGAGUGAAGACCAAAGGUUUAUUGAGUGGAUUGAGUGUUCUUGUGCUGGGAGUACUGACAACAACCAAAAUGCUGGAGAACUUCUUUUUCCUGUUUCUCCUGUCCUUCCAUGCAGGGAUACCAUGUUUCAGCAUCCAAGAACCAAAUCUUGUGACCUUCUAGCUCAACUGCCUUUUUCCAUGCCCCUGGAUUCUGGAAUUUAUGCACAGACCUUGAUAUCACACCAACCCAGUUGGUUAAACUUCUCAAGUAUUAAUGCAACAGAACCAAGUGUUCUACAGGAACCUGUUGGUACUAGGGUUUUGAUUCCAUUGGCAGGAGGAGUUAUUGAGCUGUUUGCUACUAAACACGUUGCUGAAGAUCAGCAUGUGAUUGAUCUUAUCACAGCCCAAUGCAACAUUUCAAUGGAGCAGGAGGCCCUCAUCAACUCAAGCAACAUGGAUACAAGCUUCAAUGUUGUUGUAAAUGAUCAAAAGGAUCCCAACAACCAUUUCCAGCUACCAAUUUCACCUGCAACACCAUUAGAAAAUCUGAAUCUACCAUAUGACAUCUCUGUUGACCGAAUCCGCUUGUGUGAUUCUCCAAUGAACUUCCUUCAGCAAUUUAAUUACACUUCUGAAGACAGAAGUAGUACUAAGAACGACAUGUAUUAUGAAGGAUCAAACAAUUCAUUCAUUUCUGACAAACCAAUCCACCCAUUUAAAUCUGCCACUGAUCAGAAUCAUGAGCACACAGAGAUGGAUAUAUUACAGCAGCCCAUGGGGAGCAGUUCAUCUAACAUGCACAUGCAGUUUAUGGAGCCAUUGUUAAACAAGGAGCAGCAGGCCGUCGGAAAUGAUAAGGAUUCGAUCAAACAUGAGACGGGAAGAACAGAUUCAAUAUCGGAUUGCAGUGAUCAGUUUGAUGAUGAGGAUGAUGCAAAGUAUAGGCGAAGGACUGGAAAGGGGCCUCAAUCGAAAAACCUUGUUGCUGAAAGGAAGAGAAGAAAGAAGCUUAAUGAUAGGCUCUAUGCCCUUCGGGCUUUGGUUCCUAAGAUUUCUAAGUUGGAUAGGGCUUCUAUCCUGGGGGAUGCAAUUGAAUUUGUGAAGGAGUUGCAGAAGCAAGCCAAAGACCUCCAAGAUGAGCUUGAAGAGCAUUCAGAUGAUGAAGGAGGCAGAAACACAGUGAGUAGUGGCAACCACCAUAAUGUCCAACAGGAAAAUCUAAACCAAAAUGGAAUUAACCUUGGGCAUAAAUGUGAACAUGAUAAAGCUCCAAAUGGCAUUCAUGGGGGAGGAAAUGGCAGUGUCUCGAAACAAAACCAGGAGUCAGAAAGUACUAAUGACAAGACACAACAGAUGGAGGUGCAAGUGGAAGUGGCCCAGAUAGAUGGGAAUGAGUUCUUUGUGAAGGUAUUCUGCGAGCACAAGCCUGGUGGAUUUGUGAGAUUAAUGGAGGCAUUGAACUCUUUGGGACUAGAAGUAACAAAUGUAAAUGUCACAAGCUUCAGAGGCCUUGUGUCUAAUGUUUUCAAAGUGGAGAAAAGGGACAGUGAAGUAGUUCAAGCUGAUCAUGUGAGGGAGUCCUUGCUUGAGCUAACGCGAAACCCAUCCAGAGGGUGGCCGGAGAUGGCUAAAGCAUCAGAUAAUUGCAGCAACACCGAGUAUCAUCAUAACCACCACCACCUGCACAACCACUGUGCUAGUUCCUACCACCACCACUUACACCAUCUUCAUAACUAG
Messenger RNA from Corylus avellana, 1831 nucleotides. It is a transcript of the gene AMS, whose product is annotated as basic helix-loop-helix (bHLH) DNA-binding superfamily protein. Lineage: Eukaryota; Viridiplantae; Streptophyta; Magnoliopsida; Fagales; Betulaceae. Gene Ontology annotation, biological process: regulation of DNA-templated transcription. The record is from RefSeq and is a predicted model, not a curated record. Gene Ontology annotation, cellular component: nucleus. Gene Ontology annotation, molecular function: protein dimerization activity; sequence-specific DNA binding; DNA-binding transcription factor activity.